This is a messenger RNA of Glossina fuscipes, 2106 nucleotides long. It is a transcript of the gene Tmem214, whose product is annotated as transmembrane protein 214. Gene Ontology annotation, cellular component: endoplasmic reticulum; Golgi apparatus. The coding region runs from base 46 to 2010 and encodes 654 amino acids. Lineage: Eukaryota; Metazoa; Arthropoda; Insecta; Diptera; Glossinidae. The transcript is spliced from 11 exons. The record is from RefSeq and is a predicted model, not a curated record.
UGUGGUAGUGGUAAGUGUGUGUAUUUAUGCAUAUGAAGACUGAAAAUGUCGAAUAAUCGUUGGGAAAUUGUCACUAACCCUAAAAGACAACUCAACUUGCAAAAACGAAUCGACGCUCAGGCAACUAAGCGCAAAGAAACUGCUUUGCCCAAACUUGAGGGAAUUUCACUAAUUGUAGCGUCCGUUCAGCUGUACAAUAAACUAAUCAAAAAUUAUACAUAUGACAACCAAUUCCUUGUUAAAGAUGCAUCCAACGGAUUGAAAAGCGGUAAGAAACAGCGCUAUCAAAGCGAGGCCAUUCUUGGGCAUUCUCGGAAGGGCUUUGGAUAUAGUAGAUUGAAAAGACUUUUAAGCAAUCUGAAAAUUGAGGAAUUGGAAAAACAUUUGGAAUUUAAUAAAAAAACAUAUCCUGAUUCGAAAUUAACUUGGUUAAAGGAAUUAGCCACGUUUUUGAACGAUCGUAUAACCGGUGAUUAUGUUCCUGAUUUCCCCAUCAAAUUUCCGAUGUACCCAGCUAGUUUACUUUCGUUAUCAUAUAGGGAAGCUCUUAUCGAAUUUUUGGGGUCUGUCGGUGAGACUAACCUUGAUUAUUUUUAUCACUAUACUCUUCUCGAAACCAUGUGCACGAACAUGAGCAACGAUAUGCCAGUAUUAAGUAUAAAGUUACUACUUCAGCUGGUGGGUCAUAAUUGGCCGCACAUGUGUACAAGUAAUCUGGCUAACACGGUCUUGCUGAGGAACUCGUAUCAAAAUCAAUAUGAUAUCUGCUUGAGCUUAUUAUGGGCAGUUAGCCAGUGCGGUUAUGUGGACCUUAGCGAAGGCAUCAGAAUUUUUCAAAACGUUAUGCUACCAAUACUGGAAAUGGAUAAACAUAGCUAUUACAUUUUGGCCUAUAUGGAGAACAUAUUAAAGCUAGACGCUGGGCAAGGCUUAUCUUUAAGCCGUCACGAAUUCUUCACCACCUUAAAUGCUUUCGUAUCUCUUCUCAAGCUGGAUACGGUUCACUCAUGUAAAUUAAAUCAUAUUGCAUCAACAUUUUUGUAUAAAUUUAUUACAAACUCCACCGAGCUCUCGAAUAUAUUCCUACAACUAAUUUGCGACCUUGGGAAUGAUGGUGAUGAUGAUAAUAAUGAUCUUGUAUUGUACGGUUGUCGGCUUUGCUUGCAACUCAGUAGUGACGAGUGUCUUAAAGUAUGGAAAAUGAAUUUAAAGAAACAAGUGUCUGCUACAAAGCUGUUAUUGAAAAAUUUAAAUGUCGCUUGCUCUAGUGUUACAUUACCGAUGCAUUCUCUAUUCGAAAUUGAAGCUAUUUCCCUGACUUUACCUGGUUAUGAGCAAGACGAAUUAUUACCAAUUAUUAAGAGUUUGCAGGAGAAAACCUCAAAUCCAAAAAAGGGAAAGCAAAGCAUGCAUCAAAAGAAAAAGAGCGGAGGUUGCCGUAAAUGGGCAUUGGGUAGCUUAAUAUUAAUUAUCACAAUUAUCGGUGUUUUACUUUACGAUACUGAGGUAAACGGUAAGGGUGUUUUUGCCAAAUCAUCUGUGGGCAAAGUACUGGAAAAUGCCGGCGUAUUGCCAUCUGUGGAGAAAGCUUGGUAUACUACAAUGAGUGCUGCAGCUCGGGCUUAUAAGUGGACUGAAAGCAAAACUAUUCCUUAUUCUAAACCAUUUUUAAAAAUGUCUUGUGAUUUAUUCAAAAUGUUACGCAAUGCCUUCUGCAAUAUCUUCAGCAUGCUCAAGAAUAUAAUGAAUGCUAGACUGCCACAGGCUGCGGAGUUUUUGGAUCAGUACGUACCCGGUUUGUCUAAAAAGAUUGAAAAUACUGCAGAAUCUGUAAAACGGUUUUCGUUUGAAUUUUAUGCUAAAGUGGGAGAAUUCUUCAUGACUCAAGUUUUAAUUGGUCGUCUUUCGCCACAAAAUUUGAGUAAAACUUUAAAUCACACGCAAAAUCUAGCUUUGGAAUACUAUCAAACAUUCCAUAAAAAGGUAGAUGCUUACGCUAAACUGAAAUGAUUUGCUGGAUUACAACAAAACAAUCAAAACAUCACAGCAAUAACAUAUGCGUUAGAAAAACAACAACCGAUACAGCAUUUGUAAAAAAAAAAAAAA